CUUCUUUCAGUGUGUUUUAGGAUUAUGAUUCCAAUGAGGAUUGCAAUUGUGUGUGUAAAUUAGACAGAUAGAUUACAAAUAAGGCUGAUCCACGAUUAGUUUUGUGUGAAAACAACCAAUUUAAGACAAAGGGAACCCCCUUGUUAGUCCACCAUGAUGGUGCUGCUAAUAAACAUCCAGAGAGGAUGACGACACGGUGAAGAUGGACACCUGCGAAGGGACUCGGACAAAAAUGAGGAUUCUAUUUGAUUUAUGACCUCUAUUUGUAAUGUUCUUUAUCAAAAAAUUAAAACAAAAAUACGAAAGAGGGGUCAUGAUGUUAGUGCUGUGGACGAUGCUGAUCUCCGGUAGCGGAUGGCGGGGGGUCGCGCCGAGCCCUACCGACGAGGGAGCACUGCGGGCCGGCCAAGGAGAUCAUGGAGAGCCGGGCCACCAGGAGCACCAUAAGGACUCUUACAGUACCUUCGCCUCUGAGUUCUUAGAGUCCAGAUAUCUGUCUGAUGACAGUUAUCCAUUUCCCACCGCUCCACCUGUGGACCCGUUUGCCAAAAUCAAAGUGAUCGACUGUGGAGUGACCAAAGGAUGCAUCAGGUAUGGAAAGCCCGGCUGCGACGCUGAGACAUGUGACUACUUCCUGAGUUACCGUCGCAUCGGUACAGAUGUAGAAUAUGAGAUGAGUGCAGACACUGACGGCUGGGUGGCUGUAGGUUUCUCCUCUGACAAGAAAAUGGGCGGCGAUGAUGUCAUGGCCUGCGUCCAUGACGAUAAUGGCCGCGUACGCAUCCAUCACUUUUACAACGUUGGCCAGUGGGCAAAGGAGAUCAAGAGAAACCCUGCCAGAGACGAGGAGGGCAUCUUUGAGAGCAACCGCGUCACCUGUCGCUUUAAGCGUCCUCUGUAUGUCCCCCGCGAGGAAACACUUGUGGACCUCCACCUGUCGUGGUACUACCUGUUUGCAUGGGGGCCUGCCAUACAAGGCUCCAUCACAAGACACGACAUCGACAAUCCUCCUGUGAGCGACCGCAUGAUCAGUAUUUACAAGUACGAGGACAUCUUCAUGCCUUCCACUGCCUACCAGACCUUCAAUUCCCCCCUCUGCUUACUGCUCAUAGUAGCCCUCACCUUCUACUUGCUGAUGGGAACACCGUGAAGACAGAGGCGGAGGAAGAGAAGAUGUAGCAGCAAUAAAAACAAGUGGCCAUUUUGUUUUUGUCAGGAGACACGGCAU
Messenger RNA from Entelurus aequoreus (snake pipefish), 1228 nucleotides. Its product is annotated as DOMON domain-containing protein FRRS1L. Gene Ontology annotation, biological process: regulation of glutamate receptor signaling pathway. Lineage: Eukaryota; Metazoa; Chordata; Actinopteri; Syngnathiformes; Syngnathidae. The transcript is spliced from 5 exons. The record is from RefSeq and is a predicted model, not a curated record. Bases 269 to 1150 code for a protein of 293 amino acids.